UGCAGUUUCUCCUGUAAGAAGAUGAAGGAACUUCUUCUCACCCUCCUGCUCGCAGUCACCACCUAUGCUUUUGAGUUCAGUUGUGGAGAUCCCGUCUAUGAACCAGACAUGGAUGAAAAGAGUAACAUUGUAGUUCCAUUCAGCUGGCCCUGGCAGGUUUCAUUACAAGCAAAAAAAGGAAUUUCCUACUUUCAUAUGUGUGGAGGAGCCCUCAUUGACCCCAUCUGGAUCCUGACUGCUGGCAAAUGUAUUAAUGAAGGUAUUAAAUAUCGCGUUGUACUGGGGAAGUACGAUUUGACACUGACUGAAGGUUCGGAACAAUACAUCGAACCGAUCAAAAUGAUUGCUCACCCGAUGUUUAAUCCUAAAUGUAUCACUUGUGGGUAA
Hypanus sabinus (Atlantic stingray) is the source of this 387-nucleotide messenger RNA. RefSeq names its product chymotrypsin-like elastase family member 3A. Gene Ontology annotation, biological process: proteolysis. Bases 22 to 387 code for a protein of 121 amino acids. NCBI's taxonomy places the organism in Eukaryota, Metazoa, Chordata, Chondrichthyes, Myliobatiformes, Dasyatidae. The record is from RefSeq and is a predicted model, not a curated record. Gene Ontology annotation, molecular function: serine-type endopeptidase activity. The transcript is spliced from 5 exons.